Messenger RNA from Protopolystoma xenopodis, 663 nucleotides. The record is from the annotation of a GenBank genome assembly. NCBI's taxonomy places the organism in Eukaryota, Metazoa, Platyhelminthes, Monogenea, Polystomatidea, Polystomatidae.
AUUAAUUCAACCCCAAUAAAAACUGCUGCUGCGAUUAAGUAUAGUCUUACUAACUCAUUGUCAUGUGUUCCCAUUCCCGAUGAUUGUCCACCACAUAUGCUUAAUUGGCAUGAGUUCGUCUCUCAAAUUGAGAAGUGCCAGGGGACUCUAAACGUAGCUAUCGUUGGAAAGUACACGCGAUUUCAGGAUUCUUACGCUUCUCUUAUCAAGGCUAUAGAGCAUGCAGCCGUACACAUCGGUUGGCGCGUGGCAAUCGACCUUCUUGAUUCUGAAGAGCUUGAAUCUUUACCUCCUCUCGUCAAUGGCUACCAGUCCUCCAAAUUGUCUGAUAAUGAGAAAGAUGGAUCGCUUUUGAACAUCAAAUCUAUGAGCAAUAAGUAUACUGAACCACUAGAUCCUGAUUCAUCUAAUCGCUUCUCUACUUCGACAGUAGCAGUUUCUGCAUGGCUUGCGCUACAAAAACGCCCAUUGGCCGUUAUCGUACCUGGAGGCUUUGGUCCACGGGGCGUCGAGGGUAAAAUACGCGCUGCUGAAUAUUGUCGAGAAAAUCGUAUUCCCUUCCUUGGAAUUUGUUUAGGGUUUCAAUCCGCUGUCAUUGAGUUUGCGCGCAAUGUUCUUGGCUGGAAGUUGUCCUUAUCGUCAACCAGAUUAUAUCCCCUGUAG